AGGGAGCAGGGAGGAAAGCAUCAUUGUAUACCAGACCCCUGAGGUUAUUGUGUUUAUAUUGAAUUAACAAAUAAUCUUAACAAAUAGCGCCUGAUUCAGAACACAAAACAAAAAAACAUUACAUGAAUAAAUCAAUAUUUAUUAAUUCAUUGUUACAUUUCUUUAAGAUCUAUCUGCAUCAACAGCCUGAUUACUUCCAAUGGCUUCAAAAGGCUCCGCCCACACUAAGAACUCCCCUGUCUGAGAGGGUGUGGCCAAGAGUUCCGUGACAUCAUAGUGGGUUGGAUAUUUAGAAAUUCCAUGUUCCAUUCCAUUCUGUGUGAACCCUUCCAGGCCUCCACAGCUCUUAAGUGAUUUACUCUUUUGUGAGUUUUAGUGUGAAGAAAAAUCAGUCCUAUCAUCAGAGAAAGCUUUGUUUUUAAAACUAACAAGCAAAUUUUAGAAGAAUGGAAUCUACCAAUGGAAGUUCACCCUUGAACCAACUCAGGAAUCUGCAAAAAACCCUGAAAUUUACAAACUCCUCCGCCAAUGUUGCCAUAUCUGGUCAAUCAAACUCAAUGGUGCAAUUAGCUGGUGUGAAAGGUUUACCUGGAUUUGGUCAGAUAAUGCCAAACGCUACUGUAAAAGACGUGGUUAGGACACCGGCUGCUGAUACAAGCACCACACCACUUUCUACCUUACCAGAGUUGGAGUUUCAUGCUAUCUUAGGCUCCAAAGACAAUAUCAUCUCAGGACUUCAAAGCCAUAAUGCCAAGCUAUCAUCAAACAUAGGGUAUCUUGGUAACAACUGUCAUAAAUUACAGACAGAGAACCAACAAAUCAAAGAGAGAGCGAUGCAGCUUCAGAAUGAGUUAACCGCUGAAAGGAAAAAGCUGCAAGACGCUGAAAAGUCCUUAAGCUUUAAAGAUACAGUGAUCUCAGGACUCCAACAACAAAAUGCCAGCUUGUCAGGACACACAAAGUAUCUUGGUAAUGAGCUUUAUAAAAUGCAAACACUGAAUCAGCAAGAAAAGGAUAGAGCCCAGCAGCUUGAGUCUGAGUUAAAAGCUGCAAGGAAAAAGCUGCAGGAAACUGAGGUCUGUUUAAGAUCUAGUGAAGGUGAUGUUUUACCGGAGCAAAAAGAUUCAACAGAUGAAGUGAUUAAGUUGAAGCAGAUAAUAGAGAAUCUGCAAAUGGAGCAUGAGAGCGAACUUGCUCUUCUACAUGAUAAACAGAUCAGGACAGGCAAAGGCCAACGGGAUGCAAUCAGACGGGCCGACCAGCUGAAAGUUAAUCUGAUCUCAGAGAAGAAAAAAGCAGGAGAGAAUGAGAUCUGUUUGGCCAAGCAGAUGGAAGAAAUGUCUGUGUUACAAGCUACUCUGCUCCAAACGGAGAAAGAUUUUGAUGAACAAAAGCAGCAGUGGGAGCGGGAAAAACGCCGUCUUCUCACCAACAAACAAGAUGCAGCCGAGGUAGAAAAGCUGAAAGCUCAGCUGGAGUCGCAGAAAGUUACACAUGGGGUCGAGGUUUCUGCGCUGUACAACGAGCUGAUCAAGAGGAAGAAAGACCAUCAAGUUGCCGUCAAAAAGGCAGAAGAGCUGGAGAAAAACCUGGCUGAAGUGAAAAAUAGAGCAAAAGAGGCAGAGGACUGCUUAGCCAAGCAAACAGAGGAAAUAUCCACCCUUCAAGCUGCUCUCAUCCAAACAGAGACAGCUUUAGCAAACCAGAAACAACAGUGGGAGCUGGAAAAAUCCCAUCUCAUGACCAGCCAACACCAAAGAGAUGAGGUGGAGCAGCUAAAAAAGCAGCUGGAGUUACAGAAAGCUGAGGCAGAAGUGGAGAAAGCCGCGCUCCAUUUGACACAGCAGAAAAUGAAGCAAUGCCAUGAAGAUGCUGCUAAAAAAGCCACUGAACUACAAAUGACUCUGCGUGCUGAGAAGGCUAAUCACAUCGAAACAAUGACAUCCGUAGUCGAGAAAAUCCGGGAAAGCUUUAAAUUAAAGUCUGCUUUAGUAGAAAUGGAGCAAGAUAUGGAGAAACAAAAAAACCUCUGGGACCAGGAAAGACUCAGACUCCUGGAGCAGCAGGAAACUCUCAGGAAUGAGAAAGCAGCUAUGAAAGAUGGUCUACUCAAUGAAAGGCAGGAGUGGCAAUCAGAGAAGACCUGCCUUCAGGAGGCCAUUUUAGCAGCCAGAAACGCUCUGAAAGAGUUACAGGAGGAGAAUAUGUCAACAGAGAGCAAAGAGGAUGAACUGAAAAAUCAGCAAGAAAAGAUCAACAACUUACAAGGAAAACCUGAUAAGAAAACGUUUGGGAGAAAAAUGAAAAAUCUCUUUAAACGCUCUAAAAAGCAACGGUGAAACCUCAUGAAACCUCCUCCAACCAAACCAUCGGUUUCUCCAAGCUCCAACUCGCUCUUUGUUUUGACACCCAUCUCUGGGAUUAUCCCACCUUUUCUAACUUUACCACCACUCUUUUCACUUUUUCUGUAAACAUUGCAGAAUAAUACAAACAAAAAAAUGAUAAAAAAAAACAUAAAAAUUCUUUCAAAAAAGCACAAAAAAACCAAACAAAUAUCAACACAUUUGAACAGACACACCUACAAAACAC
Molecule: messenger RNA, 2589 nt
Organism: Cyprinodon tularosa
Lineage: Eukaryota; Metazoa; Chordata; Actinopteri; Cyprinodontiformes; Cyprinodontidae
Product: myosin-11-like
Exons: 1
Coding region: 447-2339 (630 amino acids)
Source: RefSeq, a predicted model, not a curated record